Protopolystoma xenopodis is the source of this 246-nucleotide messenger RNA. The record is from the annotation of a GenBank genome assembly. NCBI's taxonomy places the organism in Eukaryota, Metazoa, Platyhelminthes, Monogenea, Polystomatidea, Polystomatidae.
AUGCAGAAACUGCAGACGAGUGAGUUUGAUGCACUUGUUCUGUGUUCCGGCCGAGUGGAGGAGAGCAAAAAGAUGAUCUCCAGCCAAGACUCGCCUUCGCGUCACACUUUUGCGGUGACAACUUGCCGUUUCACACCCUCAGCUCGUCGUAGCACCACUUUAACCUUUCCGCCUAAACGUGAACUCGAGCAGUUGGUGGUGUUUUCCAACAAAAUUGCCUCUUUCCUCCUCAAAGUAUUCACAUGA